AUGGCUUUCCGCAACAGCAAAGACGAUGCUGAGAUCGCUGGCUUUCCGUCGCAUGGCUCCUCGCGAGAGAAGGAUAUGGCCCAGCGGAAUCCUAGUGUGUCGUUGGCGGUACCGAAGCGUACAAUGUCACUUACCGACUGCAUUGGCGCCGGAUGGGUCAUCUCUCAGAGCUGGGCAGGUCUUGGUGCCACGAUGGCAUUCAGCAUCUAUCAAGGGGGUCCGGUCACGAUCGUGUACGGCAUGAUCCUCAUUCUGUUCACGAUGGGAUCGACAGCGCUCUCAUUGGCAGAGCUGUCCGCUCGGUAUCCUACGUCAGGUGGUCAAUAUCACUGGACGGCGAUACUAUCUCCCUCGAGGUUUCGGCGGAGUACAAGCUACAUUUGCGGUUGUAUUAAUAUGUUCAGCUGGAUUUCGAUCAGCGCCGGGGUGUGCAUCCUUCCAUGCCAGAUGAUCACGGCCAUCGCAACCUUUUUCCACCCAAAUUACCUCUUCGAAAGAUGGCACAUCUUCCUCGAGUUCCAGGCAUUCAACAUCGCGUUUCUGCUUUUCAACAUCUACAUCAUUGAAAGGGCACAAUGGAUCCAUACUGUUGGCUUUGUUGGGUCUAUCACAGCUGUUGUUGUUAUCUUCGUCACUUGCCUUGCCACCUCCGCUCCGAAAUCUCCCUCGGAAUACGUAUGGACUCACUUUGUGAACCCCGACAGUGGCUGGCCCAACGGAGUCGUCUUCUUGACCGGCCUUGUCAGCCCUAACUAUAUGUAUGUUGGCAUUGACGGCGCUGUCCAUCUUGCAGAAGAGUGCGUAAACGCCGCAGUCGCCGUGCCCAGGACCAUCGUUUUGGUCAUUGUGGUAGGAUUCCUCACCGCCUUCCCCUUUGGAAUCGCGAUGCUGUACUCGGUGACGGACUGGGAGGCGAUCCUCACGACGCCUACGGGUGUGCCGAUCUACCAGAUCUUCCUGCAGGCCACCAAAUCUGCCGCUGGCGGCACUGUCCUUUUCAUCAUGAUGCUUGUAUUCGCCUACUUCGCGCUCAUUGCCUCCAUGCAAUCCGCAUCACGAUUGACCUGGUCCUUUGCGCGUGACGACGCAAUCAUUUUCUCGCGCUUCUUCUCCCGAAUCCAUCCGACGCUCAAUGUGCCUGUAUGGGCGCUUCUCUUCAACUCCUCGGUCAUGUUCCUCCUUGGCUGCAUCUAUCUUGGCUCAACCACCGCCUUCAACGCCCUCAUUGGGGUCGCCGUGGUGUUGCAACAAUUGGGCUUCGCGAUUCCUGCUGCCCUGCUCAUGUAUCGGAGGCGUGCGCCAGAGUACUUGCCUCGCAGGGUGGGAAGCUUCUUCACGCACUUCAAUCUUGGUGCCUUUGGCUGGGUAUGCAAUGCCGUGACCGUCGCCUGGGCGAUCAUCAUUCUCAUUUUCUUUGAUUUCCCAAACGCUAUUCCAGUCACGGGCCUGACGAUGAACUACAUCCCUGCCGUAUUAGGCGGUAUGGCUGUCUUUGGUAUUAUCAACUGGUUCUCACACGCCAGGAAAUACUAUUAUGGACCGGUUAUUGAUGUGGAGCACUUCAAAGAGCAGACAGAAGGGAUGUGCGUGUCAGUGCAAGAGAUGCCAUCAAGUACGGUGCAUUUUUGA
Messenger RNA from Coniosporium apollinis CBS 100218, 1629 nucleotides. RefSeq lists its product as uncharacterized. Lineage: Eukaryota; Fungi; Ascomycota; Dothideomycetes. Gene Ontology annotation, biological process: transmembrane transport. Gene Ontology annotation, molecular function: transmembrane transporter activity. The transcript is spliced from 5 exons. The record is from RefSeq and is a predicted model, not a curated record. Gene Ontology annotation, cellular component: membrane. Bases 1 to 1629 code for a protein of 542 amino acids.